GUUAUUUACUUUUCCAGGAAAGUAAUAUUCACGGGAAACCUCUCUCUCGUCCAUUUCUCUCACCCACCAUCUCAUCCAUCUCUCUCUCUCGACCAUUUCUCUCACCCACCUAUCUCAUCCAUCUCUCUCUCUCUCGUCCAGAUCCACCCUCUCUCUCGUCCAGCCCCAGCACCGCUUCCGUCGAGGACGCCGCCGCCGCCUUCCGAUCAACCACGCCGUUGCUGGACUUUCCUCUGCCGCCACCACCAGAAUAUGGAUCUUCCAUUGGAACAAAAAAAAAAAAAGAAUUGUGGCUAUGUUGGUUCAAUAUAUGGAGAUGUUAAAUGAAAUGACAUUUUUGUUUAUGCUUAUGAUAUUUGUAAUUAUUAGUAAGAGACGUUUGCGUAGUGGCUUUGUAAAGCACAACCACACAUUGAUUCUCAUGUGAAAAUAUUGAAGAAACAAUAUCAUGCCAUUUCUGAAAUGUUGGGCCCUGCCGGUAGUGGCUUUGGUUGGAAUGAUAAGGAUAAAUGCGUUGUGGUUGAGAAAGAUGUGUUCGAUGAGUGGGUUAAGAGUCACCCAUCUGCGAAAGGCUUAAGAAACAAGCCGUUUCCUUAUUAUGAUGAGUUAGGACUAGUGUUUGGAAAGGAUCGCGCUAAUGGACAAGGUGCAAUGGGAUUGACUGAUAUGGUUGAUGACAUUGAUAAAGAAACAGAAAAUGAUCUUGAUUAUGAUCCCUUGCUUAUGUCUGAUGAGAACAUGGAUACUGCAAGUAUUGGUGGUCCUAGCAUACAAACAACUUCAACACCAUUAGCAUCAGGAAGGAAAAAGAGAAAGAGAUCACAAUGUGGAGAUGUAUUGGUUGAUGCUUUAACUGAGACAGUACAUAAGUUUUCUGAUAUGUAUGCUAUGGCUGGUGAGAAUAUUGGCAGGCUUGCUAAUUGUUUUCAAUACGAGGCUGAUGGUGCUGCAAGGAGGAUACAGGUGUUUGAUGAAGUAAAGAAGGUAGAAGGACUAACAAAUGCACAACGAGUACGAGUCGGAAAACUUCUUGUCCAAAACCAUGACUACAACUAUUUCUUCACGUUGGAUGAUGAAUUUAAGUUAGAUUUUCUUCUAUCUCUUUUGGAAUGAGUUAGGUUGAAGCCUUUAGUGCUAUAUUUACAAACUUGAGUACAUUGUCUAAUAUUUAGAUCUUUUGAUGGCAUCUUUGGAACUUUUAUACGUGGUCCUAGAUUUGCAACUUUUAAUUUCAGGUUUUGAACCUUAUUCGAGCAUAUGUUCUC
Molecule: messenger RNA, 1265 nt
Organism: Morus notabilis
Lineage: Eukaryota; Viridiplantae; Streptophyta; Magnoliopsida; Rosales; Moraceae
Exons: 3
Coding region: 463-1113 (216 amino acids)
Source: RefSeq, a predicted model, not a curated record